CUUUUUCAAAUUUGAGAAGGUGGUUGAUGAAAGCAAAACCUUAUCUAACUUCAGUGAUUUGUUUUGUGUUUAAUCAUGUUUCCAAGGACAUUAGAUGAGAUCUAUGAUGUCAUUGUUAAAGGUUGGGAGCGAACUGAACAGAGUAAUGGUGUACCAUAUUAUCUCAACCACAAAACAGAGCGAACCAGUUGGGACCAUCCUUACUAUGAUAAACUGAUGACUGAGUUGAGGGAGAUGGACAACAUUAAAUAUGCGGCCUACAGAACAGCAAUGAAACUGCGACACUUGCAGAAGAGACUCAGACUGCAUCAAGUACUCUUGGUAACAGCAUCAAAGGUCCUCACACAGCAUGGCUAUCAGGAUAGUGUGGAUGCCAUCAUUGAUUGUGACGAGUUGAAAUUACUGCUCACUCAGCUGUACAGUAACGUGUCCGAGCUUUCUCAGUCUGAUGUGCUUGUGUAUGCGGAGCUUCUGCAGAAUUUCCUGCUGAAUGCAUAUGAUGUGCAACGCCGUGGUCGAAUCAGUGUGCUGUCUCUCAAGGUUGCUCUGGGAUGCCUCUGCAAUGCUCGACUUUCUGAAAAAUACAAAUUUUUUUACCGACAGCUGUGUGAUUCUAGCUUCUUCAUCAGCAGUAAGAUGUUGGGCUCCUUUCUGCAGAACGCUCUCCAGCUGGCGGAGGUAGUGCAUGAGAGGAAGGCAUUUGGAGGGAACAAUGUGGCUCCAGCAGUGAACAGCUGUAUACGUUUGUCUGGACAAGGACCAGGGGUUAGUGAGGACAGCUUCCUGACUUGGCUGAACAGAGAGCCUCAGACACUGGUCUGGCUACCUACGUUACAUCGAGUAGCAGUGUCAGAAUCAGCAAAGCAUCAUGCCAAGUGUAGUGUUUGCAAAGCAUGCCCUAUAUUGGGAUUCAGGUAUCGGUGUCUACUCUGCUUCAGUUUUGAUAUUUGUCAGCAGUGUUUUCUGGUAGGAAGGACAGGCAAAGGCCAUAAACUGAAACAUCCUAUACAAGAGUACUGUCUGCCGACAUCUUCAAGAGAGGAGGCUAUUGCAUUCAUGAAAACGGUGAGAAACCAGUUGAGCAAGAAGCACAGGGAGAAGACGAAGCCCAAAUAUUUGCCAAUAGACAGCAAUGACUUGUCUGACGUAGAUAUGAACAGGUCAUUUGGAGGUAUUUUACAAGACAGCACUGUCCAAAAUAAAGCCCACUACAUUCAAACCCACCAGAAGUAUGGCCAUAAACCAACAAAUCCAUCAUCCAGCAAUAGACUUCCCAGUAGUGGCAGUCAGUUCAACAGAAAAGUGCUUCAGGAACUGAAACUGCAGAAUGAAAGCAAGGAGAACGCAUCACACAGAAAUGAGUUAGCCCUCAAGGAUGGCAACCAGUUGUCCGUGUCAGUUGAAAAUCCUAUUAACCUGGAGCAAUUGAUAGGUGAACUGGAGACAGAAAACAGGUUUCUUUACGAGUGUUUGGCAGAAGUAAGUCAAAGAGAAUCCUCAGAUACGGAGAGUAAUGCAUCUUUAACAGAGGCAUUGGAAGAUGAGAAGGAAGUGUUGGAAGCCAAGAAUGAAGUCCUGGAACAUCAUAACAGUGUACUGAAUCAUGAACUCAUCCGACUGAGAAAUAGUCUGAAGAUGUCACCAUGGUUGAAGAGACGACUGGCACAGGAUAAAAGUGACGUGCUUGUGAAGGGUCAAGGAAGGAAUAACUCCUUGUUCCAGCAUCAACUUACAUCACCCACAGAUGUAUUCUCAGUGGAUCAGACAGACCUCGCGGACGGCUCCCCUGUCACCAUCGGGGACCUGUGUACCCCUGGGGCAGAUGUACAUGCUUAUCCCCACCGCCAGGACCUGGGCCAUUCCCCUGGUCUGGCCUCAAUCGGCAUGGUCAACAACACGCUUACGGAUGUUGGACAGACCAGUUCAGACAGACUGCCCUUAGCCUGGGAUAGUGUGGAUAACAUUGACAUUACCACAGACACAGCCCAGUUCACACUGCCUUCCUACAGCCAGUCUCACAACUGUCCAGACGCAGAGCGAGAGCUAGACUCAAUGGUGCAGCAGAUUAUCACAGCUUUCCCGUCCAAUAUCUCUCAGUCUUCUCAGUUUGGCCUGUCAAGACUGCUUGGAUCCUCUCCUGAUGUCUUGGGUGUGGCUGAUAGAGUCGGGGUAGCCUUAUCUGAGUUUGUGACAGCUGUGUCAGAUCCCCAAGCAAAGUAGAGGUGAUUCAAACACAGUGUGAAAGUACUGUCACACCGCUAGGCAAAGUAGUGGUGAUAUGAACACAGUGUUAAAGUGCUGUUACACCCCCAAAAUACCAGUGAUAUUAACCCAGUGUGAAAGUACUGUCACCCCCUCAGACAGAGUAGUGGUGAUAUGGAAACAGUGUCAAAGUGCUGUUACACCCCCAAAAUACCAGUGAUAUUAAUCCAAUGUGAAAGUACUGUCACCCCCUCAGACAGAGUAGUGGUGAUAUGGACUUAGUGUUAAAGUACUCUCAUGUGGUAGCAUCAUCUUUUUAUGCAACUGUUGUCAAAACCUGAAGGAAGUGGCAGUGACAGCAGCAAAGUUUAGAGAUGUUUUCAGGCACUAG
Messenger RNA from Liolophura sinensis, 2593 nucleotides. RefSeq names its product dystrophin-like. The coding region runs from base 76 to 2220 and encodes 714 amino acids. Gene Ontology annotation, cellular component: plasma membrane. The transcript is spliced from 16 exons. NCBI's taxonomy places the organism in Eukaryota, Metazoa, Mollusca, Polyplacophora, Chitonida, Chitonidae. Gene Ontology annotation, biological process: synaptic signaling. The record is from RefSeq and is a predicted model, not a curated record. Gene Ontology annotation, molecular function: protein binding; zinc ion binding.